AUGCAUCUAUUUCUUAUUAUUACUGCAAUUAUUAUUGCUACCGUCAACGGUCAAGAGCACUUUCCACCUGUUGCCUAUAAUGUCGCUUGUGUCACACAAGGAUUUCAUUCUGGUCACCAAGCUAUUGAUAUUGGAUCAUAUGGUGGUAAACGAGUUGACUUAUUCGCAAUCUGGGAUGGUACAGUAACUGCUACCUGUAAUGGAGCCGGAGAUUUUGAUCGAAAUCGAUGCGGAGAUUGUGGUAACUAUGUGAAAAUUCGGCAUAAUACAGUGGAUGUUCUCUAUUGCCAUCUGGCAUCUGGUUCAUUGACUGUAUCGCCUGGUCAAAGAGUAGCUCGAGCACAAAAAGUGGGCGUUAUGGGCACGUCAGGUCUAUCGACAGGUGUUCAUCUUCAUGUACAAGUGACAGAAAUCAAUGGUGGCCAAGCACGAGAUAUCAGAACUCGUCUCGGAUUGAAUGGCUGGCCAACUUGUUAG
Molecule: messenger RNA, 477 nt
Organism: Rotaria sordida
Lineage: Eukaryota; Metazoa; Rotifera; Eurotatoria; Philodinida; Philodinidae
Source: the annotation of a GenBank genome assembly